Molecule: messenger RNA, 744 nt
Organism: Echinops telfairi (small Madagascar hedgehog)
Lineage: Eukaryota; Metazoa; Chordata; Mammalia; Afrosoricida; Tenrecidae
Product: rRNA-processing protein UTP23 homolog
Exons: 2
Coding region: 1-744 (247 amino acids)
Cellular component (GO): small-subunit processome; nucleolus
Molecular function (GO): small ribosomal subunit rRNA binding
Source: RefSeq, a predicted model, not a curated record
AUGAAGAUCACGAGGCAGAAACACGCCAAGAAGCAUCUUGGCUUCUUCCACAACAAUUUCGGAUUUCGCGAGCCCUACCAGCUGUUGCUCAAAGGCACCUUCUGUCAGGCGGCACUGCGGGGCCGCAUCCAGCUGCGGGAGCAGCUGCCCCGCUACCUCAUGGCCGAGACACAGCUGUGUACCACCAGGUGUGUGCUAAAGGAGUUAGAAACGCUGGGAAAGGAAUUAUAUGGGGCAAAAUUGAUUGCACAGAAAUGCCAAGUUCGACAUUGUCCCCAUUUCAAGAAUGCAUUGAGUGGAUCAGAAUGCCUGCUUUCCAUGGUUGGUGAAGGCAAUCCUCAUCAUUAUUUUGUGGCAACACAGGACCAAAAUUUGUCAGUGAAAAUCAAGAAAAGACCUGGAAUUCCUCUCCUGGUCAUUAUACAGAACAUGAUAGUUCUGCACAAACCUUCUCCUAAAACCAUCGCCUUUGUUAAAGUGGUUGAGGCAGGUCAGCUUGUCUCCGGACAUGAGAAGCAGAGCAUCCAGCAACUCAAAGGAGAGCAGGGGCUAGCCAAGAAGCCUGAGCAGAGGACGAGAAAGCGCAAAAACGUCAGUGGCCCCAAUCCUCUUAGCUGUCUGAAGAAAAAGAAAAAAACACAAGAUACAAAACCAUCUUCUUCUUCUGAAAAGAAAAGAAAAAGAAUCCAGAACAGAAACCCCUCCCAAAAAGUGCUUUUGGAAAAACAGAAUGCAGAAGGGUAA